GCCAUGGCGCUGACUAGAAACCAGAGACCGGCAACCCGACAGGAGCCGGUAGACUGAACAUUGAUUAGCCUACGUGUUUUCAUCGGGUGGAUUUAGUCGUCGAGCGGUCAGACACGGGUCGUGAGUUACUUCUACCUGCUCUGCUGUCGCUGCCGUUCGGAUAGAGGCAGGAUGAAGCCUCACAGCGGUAAGGUCGACGUGUUUGUCCGGAUUAGACCAACCGCAAAGUUCUCUCGAGGUCUCAUUGAGUGUCUUCCCGAUGGACAGACAGUGAACAUUUAUAACAGAAAAGACUCCAGGAAGCUCCAAGACUCCAAGAAAGGGCAGCUGAGCUUCUGGUCAUUCAGGCUGGAAGGCGUCCUGAAGGAUGUGUCCCAGGAGGAGGUGUAUGCCCGAGUGUGUCAGCGGGUGUUACAGGGGGCACUGGAAGGCUAUAAUGGUACUGUUUUGUGCUUCGGGCAGACAGGUGCAGGAAAAACUUACACCAUGACAGGAUCCACAGAAUCAUACCAGUACAGAGGAAUCAUUCCUCGGGCUCUUCAGGAGGUGUUUAGGGAAGUGGACAAGAGGACGGAGCAUUCCUUGUCAGUGCUGCUGUCCUACCUGGAGAUCUACAAUGAGACCCUGGUGGAUCUUCUGUCGCCACAGCAGGGCUCAACUCACAGGUCUCGGGGUAUGGCAGUGGUCGAAGAGGCGGGGAGGGGGAUGUUCGUCAGAGGUCUGUCUCUUCACCCAGUUCGCAGCGAGGAGGAGGCACUCAACCUGAUGUUUCAGGGUGAGAUGAGUCGCAUUAUUGGAUCUCAUGCCCUCAACAGAAACUCCUCCAGGUCCCACUGCAUCUUCACUAUGCAUAUAGAGUCUCGCUCACGGAGUUUGUCUGAUGCCACGUACAUCACCUCCAAGCUGAAUCUGGUUGAUUUGGCUGGGUCUGAGAGACUGGGAAAAACUGGGUCAGGGCGGCAGAUGUUAACGGAAGCCACAUACAUCAACAAGUCCUUGUCCUUCCUGGAACAGGUCAUUGUGGCUCUGGCCGACUGUCACAGAGACCACGUUCCCUACAGACAGUCUAAACUCACUCAUGUCCUUAAAGACUCACUAGGAGGGAACUGUAACACUGUGCUAGUGGCCAACAUCUACGGCGAGGCUGCACAGAUAGAAGAAACGCUCUCUACUCUGCGUUUUGCCUCCAGAAUGAAGUGUGUCAGGACUGACCCUACAAUUAAUGAACAUACAGAUCCAGCUGUGAGUUCACAUAAUAUCACAUACCCUGUGAGUUUGUUUUAGAGUCGCAGUAGACCG
Molecule: messenger RNA, 1299 nt
Organism: Monopterus albus (swamp eel)
Lineage: Eukaryota; Metazoa; Chordata; Actinopteri; Synbranchiformes; Synbranchidae
Gene: kif9
Product: kinesin family member 9
Exons: 9
Coding region: 172-1284 (370 amino acids)
Biological process (GO): microtubule-based movement
Molecular function (GO): microtubule motor activity; ATP binding; microtubule binding
Source: RefSeq, a predicted model, not a curated record